Molecule: messenger RNA, 912 nt
Organism: Bathycoccus prasinos
Lineage: Eukaryota; Viridiplantae; Chlorophyta; Mamiellophyceae; Mamiellales; Bathycoccaceae
Exons: 1
Coding region: 1-912 (303 amino acids)
Molecular function (GO): phosphatase activity
Source: RefSeq, a predicted model, not a curated record
AUGAGAGUAUUCAUAGUUCGCCACGCGCAAUCCGAGAACAACGCGUUGCUCUCCCCGAACUUGGACAACCCUUCGAGGCAAUCGGACCCGAGUUUAACCAAGAAAGGGUGGACACAGUGUGCGAAUUUAACGAAAUGUUUCACCACGGAAGCGAAUGAGAGGUAUAAAAACGUGAACGAAAUGUGGACGUCGCCGAUGAAGAGAUGUUUAUUGACCGCGAAAGCAGUCGAAGAUGGGUUGAGGACGGGGAACGCGCGCGUGAAUGGGGAGAUUUUUGAACACGGGGGGUGUUUUGAAGGCGGGAGAGGAGGAGGAGGAGGAGGAAAAGGAGGGGAUGCGAAGACGAGCGCGAACGAGAACAAGACGACGGCGGCCGCGACCGGGCGACCCGGAAUGGGGAGAGACGAGAUGAAACAAGUGUUUCCAGAUGUUAUAGUCCCGGAGGCGUUGAAAAACGGGUGGUGGGAUACGAAGCGAGGGGUGGAGACAGUGCCGGAAGCGCAAGCGAGAGCGGAGAGAGUGGCGGAGUCGUUAUGGAAGCGAGCGAGAGGUAGCGGUGGUUUAAAAGAGAAAGUUGAUGAAGUAGAGAAAGAAGAAGAGGCUCAACAAGCAAAGAAGCGGAAAGUGGACGACGAACCAGAAGUUGGCGAUUUAGUCAUCGUUUCGCACGGGAUGUUUACGGAUAUACUGUUGAAAAUUUUAGUCGGCGUGCCGAAAUCCACGGGGAGACAGAUGGGGUUGUUUUGCUCACAAAACGCGGGGAUUCACGCGAUAGAUUUAGACGUGGCGACGGAAGAGAACAUUUGCGGCUUGGUACAGUUUAACGACGUGAGGCAUAUUCCAGAAGAAGCGCGAACGGGUGGGUCGGUAUUUGGUUUAGAUGAGUGCUACGUGUCUGAAGGAAGCGCGUGA